Pieris macdunnoughi is the source of this 1482-nucleotide messenger RNA. Lineage: Eukaryota; Metazoa; Arthropoda; Insecta; Lepidoptera; Pieridae. The record is from the annotation of a GenBank genome assembly.
AUGGAGGGUAAAGUUUGGCGACCCGGCCCAACUGUUUGUCGUUGCUGUUUAUCUGAAGGAUGCUAUAAGGACAUUUCUACGGAAUAUUUCUGGAUGGGAAAGAAAGAGGUUUACGCAGACAUGCUUUCAGAUACCUUCGAUCUAUCUAUUCAAUAUGCACCGACUGGUGGGCCGAACAGUCAGAGUCGUUUGAUAUGUGAACCAUGCAUCUCCAGGCUACGGGAUGCCACCGACUUUAAGCGACAGAUUAAGGAAUGUGAACAGACUUUUAUGGAAUACCUGAACCCUAGUACAACUGUUGAUAUUGAAAUUCCAGUGGAACCUGAGAAGGAAGUCAAAACUGUAACCGUCAAAGUUGAGAAACCGUUGAGCGAUGAUGAUGACUUUGGUGAUACGGAAUUACUUGAUGAUGAUGAUGAUGAUCUUGACGAUGAGCCUCUAAUGAGUUUAGCAUCUAAAGUUCCGAAGAAAGAGAGUGUAGAUGAGACGGAUUUAAUAGACAAUGCGAAAGCGGAAAAGCGAAAAUCAACGACAAAAGCAAAGGCAACACCUAAAAAGGCGAAAGUUAAAGAGGCAAAGCCGUCCGUGAGCAAAGCUAAACCGGAGAAGAAGAAGAAAGCUGAAACAGAGGACCCUGUACGGAAAAACGCGGAAAUAAUUAUGCGACAAACAACAGCUAACCCAUUUCGCGUUAACGAUAGGUGUGUACUAUGCGUUUACUGCCAGGAUUUAUUUGAGGAUCCUGACGAAUUCCGCUCCCAUAUGAGCGUAGAACACCAUGCGUUCAGCUCGAAAGUAGCUUUCUACAACCUACCCAAGUCCGAGUUCAUUAAAGCCGAUAUCACAGACCUACAAUGCCGUGUUUGCUCGGAGAAGUUUACUGAUAUUGAGACCGUAGCAAGGCAUUUGAAUGAGUCGCACAACGAGCGAAUAGAAUUCAACGCAAAACUCGGCGUGAUGCCAUACAAGUUGCUUAAAGGUGCACUAGCGUGUACAAUAUGUUUCAAACCGCUACCGUCCGUGUUCCACUUGAACCGCCACACGAUAACCCACUUCCAAACCUAUGUUUGUCACGUCUGCGGCAAAAGCUACGUAGCUACCACAGGUCUUCUACGCCACGUGCGUCUAAAGCAUCAGCAGUACGAAAUUACAUGCAGAAAUUGUGGGAAGGUCUUCCCCAAUAUGGAAGCGAAGGAUAAGCAUCAUAGAACGGAGAAAUCGUGUAUGUUAUACACGUGUACUAAAUGCAAGGAGCGGUUUCAGGAUCACAACGCCAGAGUUAAACACAUGGAGACGAAGCACGGUCUCAAUAAACGCACGUAUAGAUGUGACGAUUGCAAUAUGACUUUCAAUAGUGUGUCGGCGUAUUAUGCACAUUUUAAAGUACAUCAUUCGAAUGAUUAUAUCGUCUGUAAACAUUGCGGGCAGAAGUUUACGUCGAGAUGGCGUUUGCAGCGGCAUUUGAGUAAACAUAACUUUUGA